UAAUGUUGAAAGAAGAAGAUGAAUCCAGCGGAAGAAGAUGUGCUAGUUUCGCUUCCGAGUGACCUAUUUAGCUUCUCCUAUUAGCUUCAGUAAUAAUCUUUAUGUCCAACAAUGGAACUGGCCGUUCCAAAUUUAGCAGUCUACAUUUUUUGAUGGCUAGUGUCAGAUUUUUCACUCAAGAAGCGGCACAAAACUAAAGAGCAUUGCCAGCUCAAGGCGUAGCUAAACAGGCUAGCUGUUGUUAGCAACUCUGUCUUGGCUAGGCUGUUGACGAUUAAAAUGAGUUGUCAAACGUCUAACGUUUACGUUAGCUGCGUUGUAAAUUCAUUUGUGUAGUUUGUGCUGUUCGUGUUAGCCGGUGAGCUGAGUAUCGAUUGCUGCUUGAUAAAACUUUACACGUUUAGGUAUCUUGGCUCAGCUGGGUUCACUCUUGGAGCUCCCUUGGAUGUUCAGUGCGUCAGGAAGUGACUCCUCAGCCCCAUGUCUGCUGAGGCUUCAGUUGGCAGUGAUGCUGCUGACUCGGCCCCAUCUGAUGUUUCCCAGCCUGCCUUCCACAGCACAGAAGAGCUCAGACACCGGGGUCUGCUGGGAAGCAAGUACGUCAAAUUAAAUGUGGGCGGUUCGCUGCAUUAUACAACCGUCCAGACGUUAAGCAAGGAGGACAGUCUGUUGCGGAGCAUAUGCAACGGAGGAACAGAGGUUACCAUAGACUCAGAAGGCUGGGUGGUUUUGGAUAGGAGUGGCCGACAUUUUGGACUUGUUCUGAACUUCCUGCGAGAUGGCUCAGUACCGCUUCCAGAGGACCACAGAGAGCUCGAUGAGGUUUUAAAGGAGGCCCAGUACUAUCGCGUCCAGGGACUCGUCCAGCACUGCCUCACGGCCUUGCAGAAACAAAAGGAUGUCUUUGAAAGUGUUUGUCGCAUCCCCAUGAUCACCUCGGCCAAAGAAGAACAGAAGAUGAUCGCUACUUGUAGAAAGCCAGUCGUAAAAUUGCAGAACAACAGAGGAAACAACAAGUACUCUUACACCAGCAACUCUGACGAUAACCUGCUGAAGAACAUCGAACUCUUUGACAAACUUGUGCUGCGAUUUAACGGACGCGUCCUGUUUGUCAAAGAUGUGCUGGGGGAUGAAAUCUGCUGUUGGUCUUUCUACGGUGAAGGCCGCAAGAUUGCUGAAGUAUGCUGCACUUCCAUUGUCUACGCCACAGAGAAGAAGCAGACCAAAGUUGAGUUUCCUGAGGCUCGAAUCUUUGAAGAAACCCUCAAUAUCCUCAUUUAUGAGAACGGCAGAGGAUCUGGUCCGGGAGGCUUACACCUUUUAGAUUCAAGAGGCUCGGGGUCAUCACUGGGAGCUGGCCAAUCGGAGGAAGAGGGCGUUGUGGGAGGGGACAGGCGAGUAAGACGGAUCCACGUCAGGAGACACAUAAUGCACGAUGAGAGAGGGCACGGUCAGCAAACUGUGUAUAAAGACUGAUAAUGUGAAAAACGUGAGACUUUUCCUGUUGGAUGCGAGCAGACUGAAAGAUGGUUUUGAUCAGAGCAAUAGGUUGAUAGUUAAUAGUUGUGUCACUGCAGAAAUGAAAGGGUUGAUGGUUGAUUUGUAAUUGAAGUACGACUUGUCUGGGGAUGAAAAAUGCUUCUGUUUACAAGAAAACAAAUUGUGUACAUUAUUUAAAUAGAAAUAGGAAAUGUGUAAAAUGACCUGGGAUGUGAAACUGGCAUAGAUAUGACUUUGCAAAUGUUAAGGAACCUCCUGCACCUAUAGGUAGAUUUUAUUCCUCGAGCAGACAGCCUGCUGUUAAUGUGGCUGUUAAUGAUAUGCACUGGCACCCUCCUCUGUGUGUGACUUGUAGGAAACACUGUGUCAGUCUGAUUAUUCAGGUCCUGAAACAUCUGUUGCCUUUUUCAGAAGUUGGACUGAUGUAUGCUGCCCGAUGAACAGAGGAAAGUCAAGUUUGGUUUGAUGUGCUAACACUGGAAUAAGACUGAGUAGCCAUUUUUAGUGAGGUCAUCUAAGAAUGAGAUUGUUGAGCAGCUCCAUUUUCUUUAUUUAAAUUAUUACUGCUGUUGCUUCGAGAUGUUUUUUAUUAAUUAAUUUAUGAACCUAAUUUAUUGUUUGGUAUUUAACGUAUUGUAUGCAAUCUUCGUGUUUAAUUAGUGCUCAAGUGAGGUUUAAUUUUUGGGAUAAUACGAUGCACUCUAUGGCACACGUCCGCUUUUCAAUUUGCUCCUGUAAAUGACUUAAUGGUGAACUUACAUUUCAGUUUAAAGUUUCAAGAGGAACCAUGACCAUUUCUUUGAUAUUGUUUUAUUCUGAGCCAUGAUCUUUCACUUUAUGUCUUCUACCAAACCACUGAAACUUGCUCAAAGUAAUUGGACACACAGUGACGAUAAAGGCAAUUAAUACUUGGUUGCAUUUUUAUUUUCCUCAGGGAGAGGAUACAUAUUUUCUUCACUGGUGUGUUGUUUAAAUUUAAUCACUCUGAAUACUGAAAACAAAUGAGAGCAAUAUGUAUCUCAGAACGUUUAUGGAAGCCACCUUGGAAUACCUUUUUUAAAAUAUGCACUAAUAAAACUUCCGUCCAGUAGUGGUCAUGGGAAUGUUCUGAAUAAAUUACUUGGGAAAUCCA
This is a messenger RNA of Acanthopagrus latus (yellowfin seabream), 2632 nucleotides long. It is a transcript of the gene kctd13, whose product is annotated as potassium channel tetramerization domain containing 13. Gene Ontology annotation, cellular component: Cul3-RING ubiquitin ligase complex. Gene Ontology annotation, molecular function: protein binding; ubiquitin-protein transferase activity. The transcript has 7 exons. Lineage: Eukaryota; Metazoa; Chordata; Actinopteri; Spariformes; Sparidae. The record is from RefSeq and is a predicted model, not a curated record. Gene Ontology annotation, biological process: protein homooligomerization; proteasome-mediated ubiquitin-dependent protein catabolic process; protein ubiquitination. Bases 481 to 1476 code for a protein of 331 amino acids.